Molecule: messenger RNA, 1014 nt
Organism: Acanthocheilonema viteae
Lineage: Eukaryota; Metazoa; Nematoda; Chromadorea; Rhabditida; Onchocercidae
Source: the annotation of a GenBank genome assembly
AUGGACAAUUUAGACGAUUUGACACAUUUACUGGCAGGUAGUUCAGUAAGUGUGGCGCCAAACAGUACUAUGCGAGAACAUCCUCGAUUUUCUCAGUACAAAUAUGUCGGGCGGGCGGAAAUAAGUCAAGAGAGGCGACGGCAAGAGUUUCUUCGACGCCAGAAAGAAGCACGUUUUGAUUAUGCGAAUCAUGUACGAAAAUUGGCAAUGAAUGAAUCUGAUGAAAAUGUGAAUGAUAAAGAGGAAGAAAAAAUGGAUACAACAAUAUCUAGCAAAAACAUUAAGACGAUAAAUCGAAAAAGGAAUUACAAUCGUUAUGCCGAUGAACUGAUGCUUAGUGAAUGGUUAGUCGAUAUUCCGGAGAGCUUAUCCAAAGAUUGGAUAUGUAUACCGUGUCCGGUUGGUAGACGAUGUCUCGUGGUUGCUUCUAAUGGAGUAACAAGUGCUUAUGCGAAAUCUGGUUUUCUCAUUACACAAUUUCAUUCGUAUCUUCCUGGUGGGAAUCAUCCUUGCCGUGGUACGUAUACUCUUUUGGAUUGUGUUUUUGAUACAAAAUCGCCAACAUUCUAUUGUCUGGACAUGAUUGCUUGGAAUAGCCUCACGGUUGCUGAUUCGGAUUUUGAUUGCCGAUUAUUCAUGAUGAACUCGCGUAUCUCAGAGAAUGAAAAUUUUAAAGAGGUUUCGAAGAAAAUGCCUUACCGUUUUAUAUGUCUUCCAUAUUGCCGCUGCGAACACAAUUUUAUGGAGGAAAUGAUGCAUCGAGAUUUUGAUUUCGAAAUUGAUGGUGUUCUUUUUUAUCAUGCAAGCGUACAUUACCUUAAAGGCCAAAGUCCACUUGUAGGAUGGUUGAAGCCAUGGAUGUUGCCAGAAAUUUUAUCGGUUUCUGUGCCGGCAAAGCUGAUGAAUGGAAAUGAGAUAGUAGCAGGUGGUUCACAGAAAUUCAUCGAAACAUAUAAUCAAAACCACAAACAUAUUAGCAUGAUUGGUAAAACUCCCGAAAGUGUUUCCAGUUAA